AUGUUAUCCAUUGAACAGAGUUUCUCGAGACUUUUUAGGCCUUGGGACGCGAGUGACAGCAAGAAAAACGACCAAGCUGAUAUAACCUGUGAUAAAACCACAAAAAUAGACGUAGAAACAAAAGCUAUCAAGAAAAGAAUUGAUGACUGCAAGCGCGAAAAUAGAUUGCGAAAAAUUCGAGGUACUUUCAAGAAGUUUGAAACUAACAAAGCAGAAGUCCAUCAAGAUGCUACCGUAUCCACCACGACUGAGGAAGCUGACGAUAAAAAACCUGACCUACGCGGCUUGUCUCCAACUAUGACGACACAUGGUGAAUCACCAGUUGCCAGUUUAACCAUGUGCUGCGACAGGCUUCUUCAGGAUCCUAAAAAAAGCGUUCGUAAUCCCCAAAUCAAGCCAAAGAUAUUGGACAUGGAAACCUUUCCUACCAAUACUGGAGUUUACGCACCGAAUCUUCAAUCACAAAAUGUAAUGCCCCAUCCAAACAUGUAUCCGUUUCUACCAGAAUACUUACCGACUGCGGAUAUUGCUCAAGCAUUCGGUGUACCACCAACAGAUCCUCUACUUCUAGAAUCUCUAGCGCAAGGCUACGCAAUGGAACUAGAAUACGCUAGAAUACUUCAACAAGAGAACGAAGCGAAACUUCUAAAUGCAAGAAAACAACGGCCCAAAAAGUACAAAUGCCCGCACUGCAAUGUUGGUUUUUCCAAUAAUGGACAACUCAAGGGACAUAUUAGAAUUCAUACUGGUGAAAGGCCUUAUAAAUGUGAUGAGAAAAAUUGUGGCAAGACAUUUACAAGGAAUGAAGAAUUAACUAGACAUAAGAGGAUACAUUCUGGGGUGAGACCGUACCCUUGCCCGACGUGCGGGAAAAAGUUUGGAAGAAGGGAUCACCUCAAGAAACAUACAAGAACACAUUAUUUGCAAGCUGAAAGAAUGAUGCCUGUUUUCGUUCCACUAUCAGCCGUGCCUCAUGUUAGUGGAUUUCCUUAUUUAUAUGGAUAUUGAAACUAAAAUUGUUACUUUUUGGACUUUAAAGUAUUGUACCUAGAACCAGGGAAAUCAUCGAUUCCAAUUGAUAAAGAAUAGUUUGUUAAAUGCCAAG
This is a messenger RNA of Hyposmocoma kahamanoa, 1105 nucleotides long. RefSeq names its product Krueppel-like factor 17 (gene hkb). Bases 1 to 1008 code for a protein of 335 amino acids. The transcript has a single exon. Lineage: Eukaryota; Metazoa; Arthropoda; Insecta; Lepidoptera; Cosmopterigidae. Gene Ontology annotation, molecular function: RNA polymerase II cis-regulatory region sequence-specific DNA binding; DNA-binding transcription factor activity, RNA polymerase II-specific. Gene Ontology annotation, biological process: regulation of transcription by RNA polymerase II. The record is from RefSeq and is a predicted model, not a curated record.